Messenger RNA from Helicoverpa zea (corn earworm), 2999 nucleotides. RefSeq names its product facilitated trehalose transporter Tret1-like (gene Tret1). Bases 434 to 2338 code for a protein of 634 amino acids. The transcript is spliced from 4 exons. Gene Ontology annotation, cellular component: membrane. Lineage: Eukaryota; Metazoa; Arthropoda; Insecta; Lepidoptera; Noctuidae. Gene Ontology annotation, biological process: carbohydrate transport; transmembrane transport. The record is from RefSeq and is a predicted model, not a curated record. Gene Ontology annotation, molecular function: sugar transmembrane transporter activity.
CAUCUGCAAGUUUCAAUAGAUAACUCGAUUGCUGAAGAAUUCGGUACGCGUUGCCAACAUUUUAUGUUAUCCAGAAUUGCAAAAAUUGAAUGUUGUGUAUCUUUGACUAAUAGAAGCGCGGGAAUAAUAAUUUUGAAUGAACUUAGUGAACUGUAAACAAAAUUAAUUUAAAUAAUACUUCGCUCGUAAAAUUGUGUCAAAUCGCAGCUGUGUGCCAUAGCAUUCGUGUGUUACUGCAGCCUAGCAGAAGGCAACAUCCUCUAGUUAUUACAGAGUGAUGUGGACUAUUUGCCGCCUACAACCCGAACCUGGAUUUUAAUGAACUAUUUCAAUACACUGUUCUACAAAGUGUUAUAUUCCAUAAACAUUAUCAUUUUGACGUCCCUUGACAAGUUUUUAAGUUGAACUCAAGAAAGAAGAAGAAGCCAGCAAGAUGAGUUUCAAUAAAAACAACCCCAACGCCAUGGGGAAGAUCAUGGGCUACAUCAAGCAGCUCUCCACCGAAGUGGGUGGGAGCGAGCAAACUCGCCGAGGCCAAGGCGACGAGGAGAGGUUGUACCGGACCCGAGGGCCCAAGUACUCUAGAGUCCCAUCAAGACCAACGCUUUCUGCUUCUACGACCUGUACCUCUCUGGCAGAAUCUUGUGGGUCCCAAGGGACAUUGGUGCCUAACUACGCAACAAUCCCAGAAACCGUUUCCACUGAAAGCAGCAGUGAAGACGAACAGGACUCAUUCGAGAACACCCGUCGCCAUUUCCAACAACUUCGGCAGAUCAGUCUAGGAAACGAGUUUAAGUACAAGAUGGAGAUGGAAAUAAAGAGUGCGAAGGAGGAGAAUUUGAGAAAUUCGAUUCCUUUUGUCAAACAACUGAGCACAGACAGCAGUAAAGUAAAACCGGACUAUGCAAUCAACGGGGAUACUCCACCAUAUGCUCCGACAACCCAACGACUAUUUCUGUGGACACAACUUUUGGCCGCAUUCGCUGUGUCCAUGGGUUCGUUGAUUGUCGGCUUCUCGUCCGGCUAUACUUCUCCUGCAUUGAUAAGCAUGAACUCUACGCUUCACAUGACUAAAGAAGAGUCAACAUGGGUCGGCGGUCUUAUGCCUCUGGCUGCAUUGGUUGGUGGAGUCGCAGGAGGACCUCUGAUAGAAUGCAUUGGAAGACGAUGGACCAUAAUGGGAAUGGCUUUACCAUUCUUCCUCGGCUGGAUGCUCAUAGCAACUGCGUCAAACGUGCUAAUGGUGUUCGCUGGAAGAGUUUUCUGCGGAGUGUGUGUCGGAAUAGUCUCCCUUGCAUUCCCAGUUUACCUCGGUGAAACGCUACAGCCCGAAGUACGAGGUGCAUUUGGAUUGUUGCCUACUGCCUUUGGUAACACUGGAAUACUUUUAUCAUUCUUUGUGGGUAGCUACCUUGACUGGUCGAAACUAGCAUUCUUUGGAGCUGCAUUACCGGUACCAUUCUUCCUGCUCAUGCUGCUAACGCCUGAAACCCCGCGCUGGUUUGUGUCCAAAGGACGCCCUGAAGAUGCUCGUAAAGCGCUUCAAUGGCUUCGAGGAAAAAAUACAAACGUUGACAAGGAAAUGAAGGAUCUUACACGUACACAGGCUGAUUCGGAUAGAACAGGAGGAAAUGCUUUCAGACAACUUUUUACUCUUAAAUACAUGCCCGCUGUCCUUAUUUCUCUUGGAUUAAUGUUAUUCCAACAGUUAAGUGGUAUUAAUGCAGUAAUUUUCUACGCCGCGUCAAUCUUCAAAAUGUCUGGAAGCACUGUUGACGAAAACUUAUCUAGUAUCAUAAUUGGAAUCGUCAACUUUGUUUCUACAUUUAUUGCCACCGCUAUCAUUGACCGCUUGGGACGUAAAAUGUUGUUAUACAUUUCCUCAGUUUCUAUGAUAGUUACUUUAGUUUCACUGGGAGCUUACUUUUAUGUGAUGGAUUCAGGAGUUGAUGUCACGGCUUUUGGAUGGUUGCCACUUGCUUGUCUUGUCAUUUAUGUACUGGGAUUCUCUAUUGGCUUUGGACCUAUCCCGUGGCUCAUGUUAGGUGAAAUUCUACCAUCCAAAAUCCGUGGCACAGCUGCAUCUCUUGCGACUGGAUUCAACUGGACGUGUACGUUCAUUGUCACUAAAACUUUCCACAAUAUCAUCGACGCCAUUCAUAUGUACGGUACAGUGUGGCUGUUUGCUGUCAUUUGUUUAAUUGGGCUGUUUUUCGUAAUAUUCUUUGUCCCUGAGACUCGAGGUAAAAGUUUAGAGGAGAUUGAAAGGAAAUUAACUGGGGGUUCACGAAGAGUACGGCAUAUUAGCAGCAGUAAGCAACCACAAAAUGGCUGUUAACUCCCGAAUUGUUUAAUGUCUAGGAAUAAUGUACAUUCCAAAAUAUCAAGUGAUGAACUGUGUUAGAAAGCAAAUUUUAGAAUAUGUAAUUAGGCAAAGCACUGAAUCAGUGCGGGCUGAAGACUGAAUGGGAAUGUAGCCAUAAGUUUUAUAUUAAUAGGUGUAAAUAAUAGUAAAUUAGAUUAGAUAUUAGAAUGUCUUGAAACAGUUCCUUUAGUUGUAAAAUUGUCGUAGCAUUCCGCUCUGCGACGGUGCUCGCUAUUAUUCAAGUUCCUUGAUAACAAUGUACUGGAUCUGUUUUGGAAGACUCAGUCGUAUUUAAAACUAUUGUGUAAUAAAUUGUACAUAGGAGAACAAUAGCAUAUCCUGUACAAUUGUAUGUAACUGUACAAUCUAUGAAAUUAACAUUUUCUAUUGCAAUUAGACUCAAACCACUCAGAGAAAGCUUGUCAAAUUUUAUAUUAAGUAGAUCUGUAACUUAUUUUAAUAAUGAUCAUGACAAAUCUGUUUAAGUAGAUACUGUAGUAACCAAAUAAUUGUUUUAAGUUGCUUGUAUAGUAUAAUUUGAUCUUCCGUUUACACUAUAUAUGAAGACUUCGUAUAUUAUGGAGUCAGUAUUUAUUGUUGUUAUUUUUAAUACAAAAUAAUUUAUAAUUCAAUA